Molecule: messenger RNA, 1108 nt
Organism: Panicum virgatum (switchgrass)
Lineage: Eukaryota; Viridiplantae; Streptophyta; Magnoliopsida; Poales; Poaceae
Product: ethylene-responsive transcription factor ERF014-like
Exons: 1
Coding region: 276-965 (229 amino acids)
Biological process (GO): regulation of DNA-templated transcription
Molecular function (GO): DNA-binding transcription factor activity; DNA binding
Source: RefSeq, a predicted model, not a curated record
UGAAGGGAGGUCAAUCCUCCUCCCGUAUUUUACCCACGCCGAAUCGUGUCAACGCCCCCCGCCCGCGCUGACUUCACGCGAAGCGCACCUAUAAAUACGCUCGCGUCGCUCGAGUCAGGUGGAGCACACCACUGCGACGGCCGAAGCCCACCGGCGUCAGGACGACUGACCGGAGGAGCAGCCGACCGGCGGGCCAAGGAGAGGCGCGCGGGGAGCGGGGCGGCCGCCGCCCAGUGACCAGCAGCCAGCCAGACAGUCCCAAGGAUCGACGCGCGAUGAGCCGUGCGGCGGGCGGCAGCGGCGGCGGCGGGAGAGGCGGGGCGGAGCGGCGGUGCCGGUACCGCGGCGUGCGGCGGCGGGCGUGGGGCAAGUGGGUGUCGGAGAUCCGGGUGCCCGGGACGCGGGAGCGGCUGUGGCUCGGGUCCUACGCCGCGCCCGAGGCCGCCGCCGUCGCGCACGACGCCGCCGCAUGCCUCCUCCGCGGCCUCCCGGGGGCCGCCGCCGCGGGCCACCUCAACUUCCCCGACCGCGCGGCGUGCUACGCCUACGGCGGCGGCGGCGGCGGCCGCGGGCGCGCGCCGCCCCUGUCGCCGCGCUCCGUGCAGCGCGUCGCCUCCGACGCCGGCAUGGCCGCCGACGCGCAGCUCGUCGACGCGCGGGCGGCUCUGGCGUCGUCGUCGUCGCCUUCGCCGCCGCCGCCCCUCCAGAGCGCCGCGGCUGGCACCACCGCUGGCGCUGCCUGCGCCGGCAUUGGCGCCGCGCGAGGUGGCGAAGCGGCACUAGCACAAGGCUCGGCGUACGCGCCGGCGCCGGCGCUGUAUAGCAAUUGCAGUAGUAGUGGUAGCAGUACGUAUUAUUGGUGCACGCCGAGCGCGGGCGGCGGGAGCGGAAGCUCGAGCGCCGGCAGUGACCAGCACCUGGUUUACGGGGACAUUAGCGUAGACGACAUCGAGAUCUUGAUGUAACUUGGGCCGAUGAGAUUGGCACGUGUCACUUCGGUGGUAUUAAGAGAAUGGAUGGGGUUUUAUGUAUUGUUGAAGAAAAAUAAUCACGGUAACAUCAAGUUUACAUGUAUCACUUCGGCAAAAUAGCGAAUUUCAUCCCUAAA